AGCUAUUUUACUUUAACAUUUAAAGUGUGGCUGCAAAUCUGGGAUGCAGGAGGUGAAAAUUCAUUGUCUAAUCUGUUUCUCAGUUUCCUCUUUCAGAAACGAGAGAUUUUUCAAGACCUUGCUCCACUGCUGUGGCACUCCUUUGGCACUGUUGCUGCACUGCUCCAGGAGAUUGUGUCAAUUUACCCUUCACUUUCACCUCCUACUUUGUCGCCAGUUGCAUCAAACCGUGUCUGCAAUGCACUUGCACUUCUUCAGUGUGUUGCUUCACACCCUGAGACCAGGAUCCCGUUCUUGAAUGCUCACAUCCCACUGUACCUGUACCCGUUCCUGAAUACUACCAGCAAGACAAGACCUUUCGAGUACUUGAGGCUUACCAGCUUGGGUGUUAUUGGUGCUCUUGUGAAG
Molecule: messenger RNA, 408 nt
Organism: Triticum dicoccoides
Lineage: Eukaryota; Viridiplantae; Streptophyta; Magnoliopsida; Poales; Poaceae
Product: CCR4-NOT transcription complex subunit 9-like
Exons: 4
Biological process (GO): mRNA catabolic process
Cellular component (GO): CCR4-NOT complex
Source: RefSeq, a predicted model, not a curated record